AAGGGAUGUAGCCUGACGUGAGUCAACAGGCAUGCAUCAAUGCCGGGCCUAGGAAGUAAGCUCAACCUCGUGGCGCGCCCGGUCAUCGUCGGGGUGCGAUCAUUUAAGCUUGUUUGACAAGCCUCUUUAUUAGUCGACCUGAUUUUUGUCAGUUUUUUCACAACUUUCGAAUUGCUCAGCCACGCUGCCUCUGCAAAACGAUUUUCACACUCAUUCGAGCCAUUGAGUUCGACUCACCCUUAACCCCUAGCAUAUUCAACGAAUAGCGUACCCUGGACAAGCCAUUGCAUCGACGCUCACUGUGAAGCCUAGUCUGAAUGAUGAGCUCGAGAUGUCUCAACGACGACUCCCUCGGGCCUAGUGUUGAAGGCUGCCGCGGCGGUUUUGACUUUACUCUCCGGUUCGAGAGGAUCUUCUUAGCCAUCAUCCCCGCAGCCGUUUUUGUCGCUCUCUCGCUUCCGCGAGUUGCCUACCUUGCGCGCAAGCCGCGCAUUGUCGGCGCCAAAACAUUUCAAACAGUCAAAUUGGGCAUAAUAACAGUAUUUGCCACACUUCAAUUUGCAAUUCUCAUCCUCCAGACGACAUCGAGUGGCUCUCGCAUCGAUGGAUUUGCCGCCUCGGCGUCAGCUCUUGGUUUCCUUGCCGCUCUGUUCAUGGUUGGACUCUCGUAUGCCGAACACUCCAGAGCACCUCGACCCUCGUUGCUUUUGACUGGCUAUGUCUUUCUCCAAAUCCUGUUUGACAUCGCUCAAACGAGGACGUCAUGGUUGAUUGCCAGAACCUUUUCGACUCAACUAUUCGCACGACUAUUCACGGCCUCGCUGGUCAUCAAAGUCGCCAUCCUCAUCAUCGAGGCCCAGAAGAAGUCACGAUGGAUCCGCUGGACCGCCGAAGAACAUAGUCCGGAAGAGACAAGCGGCCUUUUCAGCCUCGGCGUCUACUGGUGGCUCAAUCGCCUUUUCCUCCAUGGAUAUCACAACGUCCUGAAGGUAAGCGACUUGUAUGCUCUCGACCGUGGCAUGAUAGCCGAGACGAUGCAAGUUACGCUAGCUCAAGAACUUGAGAAGGGCAAGAACCGAGGCAAAAACCACGGGCUCGCAAGAGACCUAGCCAAGGCAUUGGCUGUUCCUCUACUCUUGCCUAUCGCUCCACGGAUUGCCCUCAUCGGAUUCAGCUUCAGCCAGCCGUUCUUCAUUCAAACUCUUCUCGAGUACCUCCAAGAUGACAAUGCGUCAAAGAAUAUGAGCUACGGUCUUAUCGGAGCUGCUGUCAUGAUCUAUUCCGGAAUCGCCGUCUCUACGGCUCUUUAUUACUACUUUCAGCAGCGAGCCUUGUACAUGUCUCGAGGCUGCCUAUCAGCAAUCAUCUACAAGAAGACCACCGAAGCCGCACUCACUGACACUGGCGAUGCGGCAGCAGUAACUCUCAUGAGCACCGACACCGAGCGCAUCGUUCGUGGGUUCUACAGUCUGCACGAAAUCUGGGCCAACUUUAUUGAGAUCGCACUUGGGUGUUGGCUACUACAGGGCCAGCUCGGUACAGCCUUCGUUGCGCCUCUCAUUGUCAUUCUCGUGUGCACCGGUGUCACCGCUGCUGUGGCCAAGUUCACCGGCGAACGCCAGUCUCGUUGGAUGGCCCAGAUUCAGAAGCGUGUUGGACUCACCGCAAACGUCAUCUCCAACAUGAAGUAUCUCCGCAUCUCUGGCAUCACACAGCCUGUCGCAGAGUUCGUCCAGAAAAUGCGUGUUGAGGAGAUGCGCAUCGGCAAUCAAUUCCGCUGGCUGAUCAUUGUCACGGCGCUUGCUGCACUCGCCCCGAGCAUGCUCUCUCCCGCAAUUACGUUCGUCUUCGCGCAAGAACGCCUUGACACUACCACCAUCUUCACGUCAUUCUCAUUCUUGGUCCUUCUCAACAAUCCUUUGGGCCAGCUUUUCCAGUCUAUUCCGACCAUUAUUGCCGCUUUUACUUGCCUUAAUCGUAUUCAAAGGUAUCUCGAAGGAGAAUCCCGUAUCGAUUUCCGGCAAUCUGCCCAUCCUUCGGCAUUUCAGGAGAGGUCAUCCGACGAGAGCCCAUUUCGAGACAACUCGGAUGGCAUUUCCCUGGAAACCUUCCCCGAUCGGAAAGACUCCGAAUCCAAUAGCGCGAGGCCCGCAAUUUCUCUUGUCGAUGGCAGCUUCGGCUGGACAGCAGACAAGAUGGUUCUCCGGAACAUCACGGCCUCUAUCCCGGCCUCCCAGCUCACGCUCGUGGUUGGGCCUGUAGCAUCAGGAAAGUCCACCCUGUGCAAGGUUCUCCUAGGUGAAGUGCCGUUCAACACUGGCUUAGUCUCCGUGCCAUCACGCAACGCUGCCAUCGGAUACUGCGAGCAGAAUCCGUUCCUGUCAAACGGCUCCAUCAAAGAUAAUAUCGUCGGAUGGUCAACUUUCAACCAAGCCAGAUACGACGAGAUCAUCGACGCAUGUAUGCUAUACACGGACCUUCUGCUUCUUCCAUAUGGUGACGAUACGAAAAUUGGAAGCAACGGGAUCAUGCUCAGCGGUGGCCAGAAGCAGCGCGUGUCAUUAGCCCGUGCACUGUAUUUGAACAGCGACCUCCUGAUUUUCGACGAUAUCCUGAGCGGGCUUGACAAUGACACAGCGUCUGAAGUCUUUAGAAGGGUGUUUGGGCUCGACGGAAUCAUCCGGCGACGGAAAGCAACAGCAGUACUUUGCACACAUGCAAUUAAGUAUCUACCACUGGCAGACCACAUCAUUGCCCUGGGGACCGAUGGCACUCUUGCUGAGGAAGGUACUUUUGCCGACCUGAUGCGUGAUAAGAAGUAUGUCGCCAGUCUUGGGGUGAAGGCUACAGACUCUGAUACCGAUUCCGACUUUGGGUCUGAGACUUCUAACAAACCUACCGCCGGUCAACCUCCGAAAGCGAAGCGUGCUCCGGCCGUUGCCGACGAGAUGAUGGAGAAAUCGAGACAAACGGGAGACGUGAGGGUCUAUGCCCACUACUUCCGUAGUCUGAGCUUAACGUCAACCAUCAUAUUCGUUCUCUUCUCCGCGUCCUACUCCAUUUGGAACCAAUUUCCUACGAUUUGGAUGAAGUACUGGGCCGAAGAUACUCUCCACAAAAGCAGUGGAUACUAUGUUGGAUUGUUCGGCCUCUUUAAGGCGUUGCAGCUCGUCUCUCUCAUGGUGGCAGGUGUCGCUUUGAUUAUCUACAUGACCACCUCCUCCGGCACCAUUCUGCACCAGCAAGCGUUGAAGACUGUUAUCCAUGCGCCUCUCACGUUCUUCACCACUACAGACUCUGGCGUCAUCACCAACCUCUUCUCCCAGGACAUGACACUCAUCGACAACGAGCUACCAAUGGCGCUGCUCAAUGCUGUGCUUGCCGGUUUCGAGUCAAUUGGCAUGGGAGCUGUGGUCGCUGUUGCAUCGCCCUAUAUGGCCGUUAGUUACCCGUUGCUGAUUGCGUUCUGUUGGAUCAUUCAGAAGUUCUAUCUUCGGACUUCUCGGCAACUGCGACUUUUAGAUCUCGAGUCAAAGAGCCCACUCUAUACACAUUUUCUUGACACGAUCAAGGGUGUUGCCACGAUACGCGCCUUUGGCUGGGCACACAAGGACAUUGCUCACAACCAGCAUAUGCUAGAUACCUCGCAACGUCCGGCAUAUCUACUCGCCAUGAUCCAACAAUGGCUCGUCGUUACGAUGCAGCUCAUGGUGGCCGGUUUGGCCGUCGUUCUUGUGACCCUCGCCACCCAGCUCCGAGCCAACUCAGGGUUCACUGGUGCCUCCCUAGUCACUCUGAUGUCGUGGGGCGAAACCCUUUCAUCCCUCGUCCGAUUCUAUACCCAACUCGAGACUUCGAUUGGCGCCGUUUCACGCAUCAAAACAUUUUCUGAGAAGGUAACCCCAGAAGACCUCGAGGGCGAGGAUAUCGAACCGCCAGAAGAGUGGCCCGAGACCGGGCGCAUCGAGAUCAACGGUGUCUCUGCCUCAUACAACAACGAACAACAAGCAAAAUCAGAUGGCGUGACAACUCCUCCGCAUCUCGCACUGAAAGACCUCAACUUCUCCAUUCAGUCUGGCCAGAAGGUUGCCCUAUGUGGCAGAACCGGGAGCGGCAAAUCGUCUCUGAUUCUCCUCCUCCUCCGGCUUCUGGACCCAGUAUCGUCCUCCCCGAAGAACAUUGAGAUGGACGGCAUCCCCUUCCACCGCAUCGACCGCUCAACUCUCCGCCGCCGCAUCAUCUCCGUGCCCCAAGAUGCCGUCUUCCUCCCCGACGGCAGCACUAUCAAGUCCAACAUCGACCCCUUUAACGCAGCUACAGACGCCGAGUGCUUCUCCGUUCUCCGCACGGUACAACUCGGCACCUUUGUCGAAGAGCGCGGUGGCCUACGUGAGGCCAUGAGCGCCGACAGCCUCAGCGCGGGACAAAAGCAGCUCUUCAGCCUUGGGCGAGCGAUCGUGCGACGCCGGGUCAAGGACGCCAAGUUCAAGCGGCGUGGCGGCGGGAUUCUGCUGCUAGACGAGGUCAGCUCCAGCGUCGACCAUGCGACGGAUAGAUUGAUGCAGGAGAUUAUCAAGGAGGAGUUCAGGACGUAUACAAUUGUGAUGGUGUCGCAUCGCCUGGACAUGGUGAUGGACUUUUUUGACGCGGUGAUUGUCAUGGACCAGGGGCGUGUUAUUGAGACGGGGAGCCCGCGGGAGCUAGUUGAGACAGAGGGGAGUCGGUUUGGUGAGCUGUGGGCGAUUGAGAAUCAGGGAAGAUCGAGGGAUCCUGUCAGGUAGCCACGGUUCAU
Messenger RNA from Colletotrichum godetiae, 4792 nucleotides. RefSeq names its product ABC transporter. The transcript has 5 exons. NCBI's taxonomy places the organism in Eukaryota, Fungi, Ascomycota, Sordariomycetes, Glomerellales, Glomerellaceae. Gene Ontology annotation, biological process: transmembrane transport. Gene Ontology annotation, molecular function: ATP binding; ABC-type transporter activity; ATP hydrolysis activity. Gene Ontology annotation, cellular component: membrane. Bases 318 to 4781 code for a protein of 1487 amino acids. The record is from RefSeq and is a predicted model, not a curated record.